This is a messenger RNA of Dreissena polymorpha, 1046 nucleotides long. RefSeq lists its product as uncharacterized. The transcript has 4 exons. The record is from RefSeq and is a predicted model, not a curated record. Bases 125 to 610 code for a protein of 161 amino acids. NCBI's taxonomy places the organism in Eukaryota, Metazoa, Mollusca, Bivalvia, Myida, Dreissenidae.
UGUAUUUGCUGUUCAUGCAAUUGAGUUACCCGUUAUUUUAAAUAACCCAGUGCAAUCAUCGAAUUUAAUUUAAAUUGUACAGGUGAAACAUCGACAUAUGUGACGAUAUUUAUUGAUAUUCAUCAUGGAUUUUAGACUUCGAAACGUGAUCAUCCUGCUGGAACUGCUUGUGAUUGUCGAGGUCUGCUCGCAAGCGUUCAACAGCGGUUACAGAAGUUACAGCAGCACAAGAAGGUACGGAAGUUACGUUCCCUACAGCGGUUACAGAAGUGACGUUCUCUACAGAAAUCCUAAAAUUCGUUCAAGCGCCGAUUACACCAGCAAAGGGGGAUUCAUCGCCGGCAUGGUGGUCCUGGGGAUAGGUUGUUCCGCCGCCAUUGUAAUCAUCAUUCUUUGCUUACUGAAGAAAAGAGGCAUCAUUUGCUCUUCCUCUAACAGGCCCACAACCCCCAGCUCAACAGUGGACACAUUGAACAAAGGAUUCAUUUAUAGCAACAACUUUACCAUGGGGUACGUCAACUCGCCUCCACCUCAGACACACUCAGAUAUGUAUCCCCCGUCGUCAUACUCAAACGGAAAUGCCUACGAGCCAGAGCCCGACUACCAAUGACUGUGUACCAGUGAGUGCCCAAAACAGACAUUGUCGGAAGCUAGAGCUGCAACGAUUCUGUCAAUGCAUCAUCACAACAGAUGAUAACAUUUAAAGUUAUAAUUACGCAAAACCACAAUGUAAAUGAUUGAAUCAUUUAAAAUACACUUUCGUAAUAUAUAGAUUAUAAAUACGUAGUAAGAAAUUAUCGCAUAAUAACAAUGUGAUCGAAUGUGUAAGUAGUGUGAAUUUUCUAAAACGUGUUAUUGUAAAUUACAUAAUUUAUGUUUAAAUCAUAUCAACUCCGUUUGAUAAACAAUCAUGUUUGAUAUAAUUUCAUAAGUUUAAAAAUUAUGGUUUAUUAUAGAUAUGUAGAAGCUGUUUUCUUCUAUGUAAUUUUCUAUGAUUUUAUGUUUGUGUGAUAUUUUCUUUGAAAAUAGCAAACUUUUUCUUUCAA